AGAUUACAGGAUUAAUUGUACCAAACCCUGCACUUAAGAUCUGUAUUUGAACGGUUGAUAAGAACAACCAAUCAGUACUAUCUGUGCCAUUCACUCAGCUUGGACCCGGAAGUACCGCAACAAAGAACGUGCGUACUGUGCGUGGAAUAAGAGCAGAGAAACUCACUACCCCAUUAUACCAUGGGGUCGGACUACAAGAUCAUCAGGGAGCUGGGGAAGGGGGCGUUUGGAACAGUUUACCUCAUCAAACACAAAACAGCACAGGAAUGGUUCGCCCUGAAAACUGUGGAUUUGUCAAAUGCCAACUCCGAAGAGAGAGCCAGUGCCGAGAAGGAGGCCAAUCUGAUGCGAGAGUUGGACCAUGAUCACGUGGUGCGUUACGUGGCCUCGACCUUCAACGGGUCCACCCUCUUCAUCUUCACGGAGUACUGCGAGGGCGGGGAUCUGUCCCACUUCCUUGAAGACUCUAGCGGGAAACUGCCGGAAGACUUGAUCGUGUGUUGGGUGUAUCAGACGGCUUUAGCAUUAGAGUAUCUGCAUCGGAUGGACAUCCUGCACAGGGACCUGAAACCCCAGAACAUCUACCUGACUGGGGAGGGGGACGUUAAACUGGGGGACCUUGGUAUUGCAAGGAUUCUGGCUAAUGGGAUGGGCAUGGCAACAACAAUGGCAGGAACCCCCUUCUACAUGAGUCCCGAGAUAUUCGAGAUGAAAGGAUACGACCACAAGACCGACAUCUGGAGUUUCGGCUGUGUGGUGUACGAAAUGGCGACAAGGGAACAUGCCUUCGACGCCACGAAUAUGCCAUGCCUCAUCUAUACAAUUGUCGCUGGGAAAGUUCCUGCGAUACAUGCAUCUUACAGUGGUGGGCUGCGCCAACUAGUGAAGUCGAUGAUGGACAAGGACCCGGAUGAACGACCAGGUGCUGAAGAACUGCUAAACCACAGCCCGAUCAAGGAGUUUGGUGACAACCUUGAAAGGCCCAGGACAAUUAUGAAGAAAUUUAAGUUCAGGACCAAGUGGGGAACAGGUGAGUCAACUGUAGAUGUCUCCAAGAUGUUCCAGGCAGUGGAGCUGAACACUUCCCCGUCCUUCAGAGAACAGGAUAUAUGUAUUCCUAUAGACUCUCUCGUGCUGCAAAGGAAGAGGUUGGGUCGGCCUCCACCCUCGGAUCUAUACGAAACCAUCAAAGCGAACAGACACAUGCCUAGGAUGAAGACUGAGGAGACAGUCGAUCUGAACCCGAGUCCAGGUCAUGCGGCCGUUACGCAGGCAGUGAUGCUGGGUUUGAUGGGCAAAAUGGCACAGUCUCCCGAUACCACACUCAACGCUGCAACCAUCUUGCCGGCUUCGGACAGGGACCGUACAGGGGGCAUGGGGACAUCAACCAGGAAAGACAUAGUAACCCAUGUCAUGUUGAGCCAGAUACAGCGUUUACAGAAAGACUGUGCCCAAGGACUGGGAGAGGACAAACUGAAAGAGGCGUACUCUAUCCUGGAUUCGGUUCCAGAUGCUGGGAAACUGAAAGCACAUCUCGUUGGGUUGAUCGGGGAGGAUAGGUAUCGGGAAUAUGGCGAGAAGAUCAUGUACUUGCGUCUGUUCGAAAAGGGAUCAAAGAAGAUUGGAUGAUCAGAAGGGACAAUAACUCCCAACUGAUAACAGGAUUCCAUGUCUACUGAUAUCUACGGAAGAACAAUGUGGAAGAAUAAAAUACAACUUACUGCAAAAGGCCAUCAAGAAUGUGUCUGAUUCUAAAUUCGGUAUUAGUCAGCUUGGGCUGAUGAACCUAAAGUAAACACUUCUGGGACUUCCGGUCGAAGCAUCUGCACCUUCGUGGUCAACAUGUAUCUCAAUCAUGCAUUACCUAUCACAAUGAAGGUCAUACACAACGCAUCAAAAUCAUUAAUGGCUGCGUGGAACAUUGUAUGUAUCGUAUCUUACCUUAGACAUCCAACUGUUUCAAAUUCGACUUGUGGGUCUGUGCAGAUGAUUUCCACUUGAAGGUUCUCCCCCACGGCUACGUGGAUGUCAUAUUUCAAUGCAAAUGUAAUUAAUGUAUGAAUGCAUCAAGUUCCUUUUUAUCGGUUUCUUUGUUGAUUUUUUCGCUCAAAACUAGAAUUCGUUGAUCGAGAAUAUGUGAGAAAAAAAACACCUUCAAAUAUAUUUUGUCUUUUGUGUAAACAUGUAUUACAAAAUACAAUAAUAAUUACAAUUCAAUGUCAUGAUAACCAAAGAUCCUGAAUAAUUAUUUAAACAUGUCGUGGUGAGUUUAAUAUCUUGUGUCGGGAAAACAAUAUGUGAUAUAUUUUAUUUAAGAAUUGACUGGAUAUUUUUCGGUUCAUUAAUGUAUGAAUCGGAAAACAAAUGUGAAAACAUUUGUAUAGAUUCCGCUUUUGUAAAAAUCAAUCUUUAAAAUAAAAUUCGACAACGAAAA
Haliotis rufescens (red abalone) is the source of this 2434-nucleotide messenger RNA. Its product is annotated as serine/threonine-protein kinase Nek4-like. The record is from RefSeq and is a predicted model, not a curated record. Bases 181 to 1629 code for a protein of 482 amino acids. Gene Ontology annotation, biological process: protein phosphorylation. Gene Ontology annotation, molecular function: protein kinase activity; ATP binding. Lineage: Eukaryota; Metazoa; Mollusca; Gastropoda; Lepetellida; Haliotidae. The transcript is spliced from 11 exons.